Molecule: messenger RNA, 992 nt
Organism: Sinocyclocheilus rhinocerous
Lineage: Eukaryota; Metazoa; Chordata; Actinopteri; Cypriniformes; Cyprinidae
Product: F-box/LRR-repeat protein 7-like
Exons: 4
Coding region: 147-992 (281 amino acids)
Biological process (GO): positive regulation of protein ubiquitination
Molecular function (GO): protein binding
Source: RefSeq, a predicted model, not a curated record
ACGACUGCUGGGUUCAUGCUCGCGCACGGUCUGCGCUCUGAAGACAUGCAUAAUGGAGCUAACGUUUUGUCUGCUCGAGGACUUUGCCCGUGUAAUCUGACUGCUUUAGAUUGGUUAUUGUGAGGAGAGACUAUGUGUUCUUCGGGAUGGGUGCGAACAAUGGCAAACAGUGUGGAAGUGAAGGCAAGGGUAGCUCCAGUAUCUCCUCCGAUGUGAGCUCCAGCACUGAUCAUACGCCCACCAAAGCUCCCAAGAAUGUGGCUACCAGUGAAGAUUCGGACUUGAGCAUGAGGACGCUUAGCACUCCCAGUCCCGCCCUCAUUCUGAAGUCAAACCCUUCCUGUGUCUCCCCUCAAACAGUCCCAAACGGCCAUGAAACGUCUUCCACAUCUUUUAACAUCACUGGGGAAACAGUUGCCCUGGUUCACCCGCCUCCAGGCACUCGCUCACGGCCUUCCAAAGUUCCUCCCACCACCCUCAUUGAUAUCCUGCCCGAUCCUGUUUUACUACACGUCCUGUCUUACCUGUCCACCCCUCAGCUGUGCCGCUGCGCUCGAGUGUGUCACCGCUGGUAUAACCUGACCUGGGACCCGCGGCUCUGGAGUACCAUUCGUCUGACUGGAGAGCUGCUGAACGCUGACCGAGCCCUCAAAGUGCUCACCCAUCGGUUAUGUCAGGACACUCCCAAUGUCUGUCUGGCCCUGGAGACGGUUGUGGCCAGUGGCUGCCGCAGGCUGUCGGAUCGCGGGCUACGUGUGGUCGCUCAGUGCUGUCCAGAACUGCGGCGUUUGGAGGUUGCAGGCUGCUAUAAUGUGUCUAACGAAGCAGUGUUUGAUGUGGUAUCCCAGUGUCCCAAUCUGGAACAUCUAGACGUAUCAGGCUGCCUUAAAGUGACCUGUAUCAGCCUGACAGAGGAGGCGUCUCUACAGCUCACACCUCUACAUGGACAGCAGAUCGGCCUGCAGUACCUGGACAUGUUCAGAUGUGUUUAA